Messenger RNA from Ornithodoros turicata, 953 nucleotides. RefSeq lists its product as uncharacterized. The record is from RefSeq and is a predicted model, not a curated record. The coding region runs from base 68 to 685 and encodes 205 amino acids. The transcript has 5 exons. NCBI's taxonomy places the organism in Eukaryota, Metazoa, Arthropoda, Arachnida, Ixodida, Argasidae.
UAGAAACGAACGAAGAGAGAACGGAACGACCAACGAGAGCGACGCACAUUGCACUGAAGCGACCAACAUGGACACGCAAGCCAGUGUAAGAUUUUCUGCACAACAACAACCAGAAAACAGCUCCGUGCUUCGGCCGUGCUGGAAUAUCCAACUUCGAACUUUGCCCAGCGCCUACUACGUUCGACUGUGUUCAUGCUUGUUUAUUCGGCUGGUUUAUGAAGGAUUGAUUUCGCAGACAGUUACGGGCGCUAGUAGUGUCUCGGGGAACUCCACUCCAUUCCGGACGCUCACGACGCCAGGUGGAGGCAUCUCAGCGAAGAUGUUUUCUAUACUUCGGCGAUGGAUGAAGGAGAAGCUUUAUCCAAGCAAGCAAAAAUACGUGCCAGAAGUGCCCAACUACAGUUCAGGGACGCAGCCGCCAGACCUUACCGCACAUACGCACGUACCCAUUGGUCUUACUCGGGAUCCGACGUGCAACAUGAGCGCUUUUGUGCGGCUGCUUCGCGAAUGCUGGAAGGCUGCAUCCGUCUACUCCACGAAACCUGAUGGGCAGUGCUCGGGUGUCAAAGGUCCGACACAAAUGGACCCUUGUGCAUGCACAUUGGGAUUAAAGUCAAUCAGGGAAGUCGUUUUCUGGAUUCACCUUCGUUUCGAAGAACACCACGAACCUAUUAUUCACGACUGAAGGUAAAUUCCUUGUUUCGGCGCUGUGUGAUAAGGAUCCAGACGGCGACGAGCUGUUCCGAUGAUGAGAGAGCCCAAGAGCGCGUCAGUGCGGAGCUCGAUUCCCAAUUCUCACGGUGCCCUAACCCACCGAACAGAAGAAGCCUUCCAGAAGUGCGUCGGAACUCUACGUCUUCCAAGUGCUCCAUCCCUGGUCUUUCCACCGUUGUUGUCGCCUCGUUUUGCAUCAUUUUUGUGCCACAUUAAAUGAGUGAUGUGCCAUACACGAA